Messenger RNA from Chlamydomonas reinhardtii, 3849 nucleotides. RefSeq lists its product as uncharacterized. The record is from RefSeq and is a predicted model, not a curated record. Lineage: Eukaryota; Viridiplantae; Chlorophyta; Chlorophyceae; Chlamydomonadales; Chlamydomonadaceae. Gene Ontology annotation, cellular component: cytoplasm. Gene Ontology annotation, biological process: protein phosphorylation. Bases 259 to 2763 code for a protein of 834 amino acids. Gene Ontology annotation, molecular function: protein serine/threonine kinase activity; ATP binding. The transcript is spliced from 7 exons.
GUUACACAUACAACUAGCUUUCCUCUCAAGCCCCAGAGCCUCGCCUAGCUAACUAUUUCCGACUUGCGUCUUCUUCCUCGCGCUCGCUUUUCCUAUCAAAGGCCCUCAACUUGCAGCAUCGGCUCACUGUGGCACUUGUUGCUUGUGGCGACAAGCAUCGAGUGGGCGGCACUGCGAGAGGCGCACACGCUUCCGACGGACGGAAACGCGCUCCUGGCUCUCCCGUGCUGUUUGCGGCGGCAAGGGCAGCCUAGCGGUAUGGAUUGCGACCUGCUGUCUGAGCUGCAGCAGCACACUUUGCGAGCGAGGCUGCUGAAGGCCAAGGAGCGGCACAUAGGCCACAGCAGCAACAUGCAGGACUACAACAACCAGAAGUCCAGCGCCCGCGGUCUCCUGUCCAAGGGCGGCGAGCACAAGGCCGCGGCCAAACCCAAAUCGACCGGCGGUUUCCGUGCCAAGCUUCUGGCGGCCAAGCGCCGUGCCGCCUUUGGCGGUGGCGCCUCGACCACGGCUAUGGCUGGCCAUGUGCCCGCGCCCUCUCCUAGCAGCGGCGGCAGCGGGUCUGACGCGGCCCCCGGCAGCGGUGGGGUCUCCAACGGCUCAUCGCGCCAGCAGGCGCCCUCGGCCAACGCCAACACCGACACCAACACCAACACCGGCAGCAACAAGACUGGUGGCACGAACACGACCGCCUCGCCUGCUGCACCCCAGCAGUCCAACGCCGCCGCUGCCACCACCGUCGCUGUUGCUCCUGCGACUGCUGGCUCAAUAUCAGGAGCCCGCCGCAUGGAGGGCCGCUGCCGCCCCUACCGGCCGCCCAUGCGGGUGCAGGGCGACGAGGGCGGCAAGGCGGCCACCGCUGGCACUGGCCCUGCUGGCAGCAGCAGCAGUGGCUCGGGCCUGAUGCUCCGCAGCUUGGUAGGGUGCCUGCUGCCCCACCUCGCCACUGCCGCCAUCGAGAAGGCAGCGCACGUCGCGGCCGCCGUCGCCCCCCGGGUGAUGGCACCCGUCGCCGCCGCCGCCGCCGCCGUGCACUACCGCCGGAUGGAGGCACCCGUCGCCGCUGCCGCCGCCGUGCCCUGCCGGAUGGUGGCACCCGUCGCCGGCGCGGUGGCGCCCAAGCUCGUGGCCUUCCGGCCUCCGCCGCCGCCCAUCAUGCCAGUGCACCAGCACCAGCACCAGGACCAGCACCAGCAGGCGGGGCCGCGGUACGUGGCGCGGCCGGCGGUGCAACCGAUGAUGGGGCCGCCUGUGGUUCAGGCUACCGCUGGCGCCGCGGCCGUGGCGGCGCCGCGGCUGCUCGUGGGGGCUCCGGUCAAGCUCCUGAUGGCACCUCAGGUGCUUCAGCAGCAGCAGCACAUCCAGCAGCUGGCCAACCGCGUGGCUUGCGUGCCGUACCCGCACCCGCACCCGGCGGUGCAGCCGCAGCCGGUCCUGGUGCACGGCGGCGGCAUGCCGGCUGCGCGCCAGCCGCACCAGCAGCAAGACCAAAGCCUGCAGAUGCGGCUGGAGCAGCGGCUGCAGCAGGCGAAGCAGAUGUGGCAAGCGACGAAGAAGAGGGUGCAGGAGGCGAAGGCCCGGCGGAAGCAGCGGAUCCAGGAGGCUAUUCAGGAGGAGGAGGACAUUGUUGUGGCCAACGUGCGCGAGCUCAUGCAGCGCGUCACCAGCGGCGCCCCCAAGCCCUUCGAGCUCAUCCGCCUCAAGCGGCACCUGGGCCAGGGUGCCUUCGGCUGCGUCGACUGCUGGGAGGUCACAGAGCGCCAGUCCGCCACCGCCUCCUCCGCGGCCUCCUCCUCUGGCCUGGCGGCGGCGGCGGCCUCCGGCACCGCCACUGCCACCAGCAGCAGCCGCACCUUUGAGGCGGCGGUGAAGACCUGCGCUCUGGACCUGGAGGGCCUGGCAGCGGGCGGCGAAACGCCGCAUACGGUGGAGAUGCAUGCCAAGGAGGCGGCGGCGGUGCUGGCGGUUCAGGCGCUGGACUCGCGGCACCUGGUCAAGGUGCUGGGGGCCUACGUCGACGUGCUGACACCCGGGGAGGACGUGCCGCCCCGCGGCUGCGGCAUCGCCAACCUGCGCGUCGGGCGCAUCGUGAUGGAGGUGGCGCGGGAGUCGCUGACUGACGUGGUGACGGGCCACCGCGUGCUCGCGCACUGCGCCGCGGGCGGCGCCGCCGCCGCCUUUGACGCCGACUCGGAGGACACGUCCGGCUACCGGCUGCCCGAGACCGCGGUGCGCGUGGUGCUGGCCUCGGUGCUGCUGGGCCUGCGCGACCUGCACGGCCGCGCGCGGCUGGCGCACCGGGACCUGAAGCUGGACAACCUUCUGGUUGGCACGGACCGUCUGAUUAAGAUCACCGACUUCGGCCUGGUCACGCCGCUUGACAGCCAGGGCCGCCUGGUCUCGGAGGUCGGGGGGCGGCGGGGCACGAAGGGCUACCAGGCCCCUGAGACGUUGGCGCGCCGCACCUUCGCGGCCAACGAGCGCGAACUGCCCAGCUGGCCAGCCGCCAAGAGCGAUGUAUUCGCGGUGGGCGUGAUCGGCGCGGCGCUGGUGUGCGGCACCGAGUCGGGGCCGGAGAUGGAGGCCUUCCGGGCCAGUGGCGAGCUGCCGCCGCACCGGCACGCCUCGCCAGCGCUGCGGCAGCUGCUCAAGGGCAUGGCGGCGGCGGACCCGGCGCGGCGGCUGGGGGUGGAGGAGGCACUGGCGCACCCCGCGCUACGCAGGGCGCUGAGCAGCGAGCGGGCGCGGCGCUUCAUCUGGUGAUGGCGGCAAGGCCAGAUCGCUCGGGCAUGAGGCGGGCUAUAGGCAGGCAGUGCGUUAGUGAUGAGCGGCGGCUGUCAAAUGAAUAAAAGAGUGCGUACGUGUGUGUCAGAGCUUACUUGCUUGAGGGCUGGGUAUUCAUAAGUAUAAAGACACAGCGUGCGCAGUGUUGAGGACCGUAUGGAGGUUCAUACUAUAACACAUAGAUUGGCGGCCUGAGGGAAAAUUGAUUGGCCUCAGGAUAGAACCCUUAGCACGCAAGCCGUGGAUGGCAGCGUGCAUAGUUGCGGCUGCUAAUCCUUGCUGCUUCCCCUUGAUUGAUUGAUGAUAGGCCUAGACACUAGAACGCCGCGCGUGCUGCUGUCUUGCCGCACUUGGCAGAUACGCAUGGAUAGGCCGUGGCCUAAUGGCUCCUUAUGCUUGUUCCGAAACGGAAGGGUACCAUCUGCUUGUGCUUGCGUGUGCAUUGUCGGUACUUUGGGCAACGGACUGAGGCCGGACUACCUUGAGCCGUAUUUUGACUCAUCCGUGUUGAUCUUUUUCCGUCCUGUCCGCGUGAUUGCUGACAUGCAUGGACCCCCCGCAGUUUGAGUACAGGUCUCGCGUAGAGCUUGACAUGUCGUGUGUGACCGUUUUGCGAUCCACGUGUUCCGUCAGGCCUAUACGGUCCAUGCUUGCGAGCUGUGUAUAGCCAGGAUUGUGCGAGCCUCUGAAGAGCCGUAAGCUGCUGGUCUUUUCCUAGGCGCGCAGCGGAGUGCACUGACGUGCGCAAGGUAACCCGCCUUGUAGUGCAAAGGGACACUCGACAAAUAAAUGGUUGUGCACGCCUGUGAUGAAGAGCCGCAAGCUGCUGGUCGUCUCCUAGGCGCGCAGCGGUAGGUGCGCACUGACCGCUCAGAGCGCUGACUCCUGGAACAUAUACAGCAGGUUCGUGCACAUGGUACGGUAACCCGCCUUGUAGUGCAAAGGGACACUCCACACAACCAAGCGUGUGAGCUUGGGUGCUAGGCAUUGACAUGCCUUACAGGGAGAUAAGUAUGACACGCGAGCUUGAUUGAGCCGCCCUUCGAAUUGUAAUAAGUGUUUGCU